AUGGAGGGCCAGUCUGAGGCACGCGCCCUCCGCGCCCACUCGCCCUCGCGAGCUCCUCAGCGCUCACCACACGCCUACGUCGCCGUGACACACGACACACAUGGCGUGCGAGCCAUUCUAACCUGCUCUGUAAUGGACAAACGCGCGACCAGCGGCCGGGGCGAGCCCAUCCCAAGCAUACUUAAGAAACCUAAAGGCCGGCAAAAGGGUGACCUUCUCGAUAAGAGCACAAAGAUCAAACGUGAGAAGGCGGAAGGGUCAAAGAAAAACGGAAAUGUGAAUGCGCCACUUCAGCAGGGUUGCUCCCCGCUUAUGUAUGCGUGCCAGCAAGCAGACUACAAGGCAGUUGUCGACAUACUCAACAAGGACCCGGCGGCAGUCCACGUACGUGACCGUGGUUUACGGUGUGCCCUACACUACUGCGCAUCGAGUGGCGCUGGUGCAAGUGCUGCUGCAAGGGCGGCGUGCGCCGACCGCGUGCUGAUGGCGGCGCCAGCGCUUGCGGACGCUCGUGAUGCAGAUGGCCUGACUCCCCUGCAUCUUGCUGUCGUGCACGGCAACGUUCCGCUCGUUCAGACUCUUCUGGCUGCCGGGGCUGAUGUCAACGCAAGAGACGACGAGCACCACACUGUUGUACAUUGGGCAACUGUGUGUGGUGAAGUUGGAGCACUUCGGGCGGUGCUAGCAGCUGGUGCAGACGCAGCUACUCCAGAUCAGCACGGCGGGUAUCCGUUACACUACGCAGCACAAAUGUGUGGGGCUCCGGCUGCUACUGACCAUCAAAGCAGGGGCGCUGCUUUAGAAGUGUUGCGAGCAUUGGUGAAGGAGGGUGGAGCUCGCGUAGAUGUGCGAGAUGCUGAUGGACGAACACCACUAUUGUGGGCUGCAUCAGCAGGCUCAGCAGCCGCAGUACUAGCAUUACAUCAAGCAGGGUCUAAAGUCGACGAUGCUGAUAGAGAUGGGUUAACUGCUCUACAUUGUGCAGCUGCUCGAGGGCACACUGAAGCCUUAGAAACCUUAGUCGGCUUAUGUGGUGCACGAGUAGAUGUAGCUGAUUCCCAUGGAUGCACUCCAUUGCAUUAUGCGGCUGCAUUAGGCCAUGCUGAUGCUACGUCAGCUUUGUUACAACAUGGAGCGGAUGCCCAUCGGCAAGAUAGGAGGGGACGCAGUCCUGCACAUACAGCUGCCGCUAAAGGACAAAUCGAAACUGUACGAAUUCUUGGAGCAAGAGGCGCUAACCUGUGGUUGCGAAAUUCUAAGGGUGAUUUGCCUUUACAUGAAGCGGUUGCGUCAGGACGGCGAGAGUUAGUAAAAUGGUUAUUAGACGGCAGACCAUCUCAAGUUAAUGCUACUAACCACGAGGGUCGAACUCCGUUGCACAUAGCAGCGACUACAGAUAACGCCGAUCUUUGUAGACUAUUAUUAGAUAGAGGAGCUGAAGUUAAUCUAGUAGCAAGGUCAUCGAGAAACGAACCGCUGACACCAUUGGACUGUGCAACAAUUCGGGGACAUAGAUCGACAGCUAAAUAUCUUCAAAUGCAUGGCGGCUUACCGGCCUCAAAAUUGUCAAAUACGCAAAUUGUAAUAGAUGGAGCACCAAUAACAGGAUUACCAACGCGUCGAGUUACAAGUACUAAAAUAGAUGUUCAUGAUAGAAUAACAAUAGAAAAGAAGGAAAUAGUGGAAAUGCCUAGCCCAGUUCAAGAAAGACGAAGAUUAAAAUAUAGGGAUGACAGUGAUUCAUCUAAUGAAUCUUCUUCUUACAGUGAAAAAGUAAACCGAAAAAAAACUGAAUCUAGAAAAUACGCAGAUAAGCAUAAGGAGAGGAGAAAAAGACUAAUGCACACCCAAAGGAGUUUUAGCGAUGGGUAUGAUAGUGAACUUGAUGGUUACGAGAGAGAAAGCUCACGAGAAAAAAAACACUCAAAAAAGAAUAGAUCAAAAAGUGAGCCUUCGAGACGAUAUAAGAGUAGCCCCAAACAUCGUCGUCGGUAUCGAUCACGUUCGGACAGUUCAUCGCAUUCUGAAACUUUUUCCGAUAAAAAGAAAAAUAAACGACAUCAUAAACGUAGUAAAAAAAAAACAACCUCGCCUUCGGAAACUAGCAGUUCUGAAUCGAGUGAAAGGCGUUACACCAAACGAAAAGGAAAAAAAACUUCAAAUCAUAUAGAGAACGAUGAUGAAAAACAAAGUGUAAAUAUAAUUAAGUAUAAGGGUACAGAUUCUCAGGUUGCUGACAGAAAUGACGGUACAGUUUCUGAGGUUGAAGUUAAAAGUGAAAUUAUAAGGUCGGAGCCUGAUAAGGAAGAAAUGAAAACCGUAAAAUGUGUUGCACAGAGUGAAACUGAAACAGACACUCUUUCAGUAAAAACUAAUAUGAUUAUCACAGAAGCUCAAAUUCAUAUGGAAAGACAAUCUAGUCAACUUGGCAAUUCAGAACUAAACGUAAGUGUUGACUCUGCAAAUAAUGUAUCUAUUGAAACGUCGAAUUUAUCAGUAACACAUAAAGACUUGACUCCAGAAACUAAAAUUGCUGAUGAAAGUAUUAAUCAACAAAGUGAAAAUAAAGAUUCUACCCCUAAAAAACAAGAUAGCAUUUUAAAGAAAGAUGGAUCGGUGACAUUGAAAGAUGAAGUAAAUAAAGAAAUGUCUACUGAGGAAAGUAUUACGCAAAGUAAACUUCAGACUGAAGAAAACAAUAACAAAAAUGUAGAAUUAGCUGAACAGGCUAAAACAGAGAAUCAUGAGUUUCGAGGCAAUCUAUUACAGGCAGUACCAUCUAAAGCUGAGGUAGAUAUUUCGAGAAACGAUACUUGCGAAGAAGGAAGAACCGAUGGCGAAGGAGGAAGAACAGAAAACACCGACGGCGAAAUAAAAGUUACUUCUACUUCAAAUGUAGCUUUAGUACGUAGGAAAUCCUUUCAAGUUCUCUCUGGGCCGGACGAUACACUAGUAAACAAAGAGGUUUCUGUAGAGUCAAAGACAAGUUUAGAUGUUCCUAGUAUUGAACAAACUGAAACACAGGAGAAGAGUAGUUUACCAGCUGUGUCGUUUUCAAACAAAGACGAAAUAUUUGUAAGUAAUGAAAGUAAAGCACAUCAUUAUAUGGGCGAAUCCGUUGAUCACAGCUUAGAUCCUGAAACGGAUACACAAGUUCAAGACAGUAUCUUGCAAAAGGACAGUAGUGAGAGCAAUGCUAUGAGCUCAGAAGAGAAACAUAAAGACUAUACUUCUGCUAUAGAAAGCAGUACUGAAAAUACUCAAAGUCAAGACAAAGGCCUUGUAGGAGUAUUUGAUGACACUACGGAUACUAGUGACCGAGCCGUACAAAAAGUUAUUCUGGAAAAUAUUUCUGGCGACUAUGAUGUUAAUUUGGUAUUGCCACAAACACCAAAGAAAGUUAGAAAAAUCUCUAAAGAAAGUCAAGGCAGCAGUCGAAAAAGUAGUAUUUACGAAACAGAGAGCUACAAAGUACUUUCUGAUAUUACUGGUGCACCUGAUGUCACGGGGAUUUUAAAAAAAACGUCCAGUAAAAUAGAUGAUGGCUCUUUGGAAGAUGAACGAGAGUUUAUAAGAGAAAAGGUCUCAAAAGAUGAUAGUUACAUAGGAAGAGUUCCAAGCAUCAGUGAUAACGAGUUAUAUAGUCAUAGUGAAGCAGAUGGACGCAGAAAACGGUUUCGUAAAAAAGGCCGUACUAAGAGUCGAACAACUGUUAGAUCGAAGAGUGAAAAUUCAGAACGCGGGUAUGAAUCCAGUGGUUUAAUGGAUUCUGGUUUUGAACCAAGUCCUAGAGCUCAGCAACGUUGUUUAGCGAGCCCACGCCUUGCCGCUUAUUACCAACAAAGAAACGCCAGUGGAAAGUAUUCAGGAAAGUCUGAUAGUAAAAUUCCUGUUCGAAAGCCAGGUGACAAAUAUGCCGUAGAUAUGAAGUCGGUAACUCAGAGAAUUCAAACUAAUAUGAGACGAUACUACUGCGAGAGGAAGAUUUUUCAACAAUUAUUGGAGCUUAAACGGCUACAAAUAAGAACGAGCAAAGCAAAUGAAGCUGUCCUAGUAAAAAGAGCUAUUGAAGAAUAUAAUAGGUCAAGUUUAUCGCAUGUGGGACUGGGUCCUUACAAUAGCCCAGAUUACUCUUUUAGCAGUUUUGAGAAGUUUUUAUAUGAAAGUUUGCGAAAGUUACAAAAAAGUGGCAAGAAGCAAUUGGAUAAACUACCAGAAAGGCCUAUAGACUUUGACUAUGGAGAGAGUGAAUUAUACAAAAUGACUGCUAUUCCAGAUAAUCCCUGCCUUUGUACCAGCAAAACACAUCGUUGUUUUCAUGCUGUACACGCAUAUACAGGGGUACCAUGUUCCGCAUAUAUUCCAUAUAAGUGGGACCACCACACGAUGCCGAAACCUAUGACCGCCGGUUUGAGUUCAAAAUCUAAAGGAUUUCUGCCAAAAAUUAGUUCGAAGCCUCCACCCGGUACAUCUAAGGCACACGUGACACUGGAGGUAUCCCAUGGUACUGAGAAGCAGCUGAUAGCAUUACCGGCUGAGAAGCUUGACAAGAACAAACGAUAUUAUGUGACAUUUACUGUAAAAGGUUCUGAACCGACAUCGGAUAACGAUAAUUCUACUCUUAACGCCGCACAAAAUACUAAGAGUGUACGUAAUGGCUGA
Messenger RNA from Arctia plantaginis, 4662 nucleotides. The record is from the annotation of a GenBank genome assembly. NCBI's taxonomy places the organism in Eukaryota, Metazoa, Arthropoda, Insecta, Lepidoptera, Erebidae.